CCGAUUCCCAUCCUGACUCGUGGUCUGCUCUGGCCGAGAGGAGGUGAAGUAGCCAUGGGGCACAAGGUGACCUGCGUCCUGCUCUUGGUCCUCAUGCUGACCCUCAGCACCCUGGCAGGGGACCAGAAAGAGUCGUGUGAGGUGGCCCCCAGUCAAAGGGAAAAUUGUGGUUUCCCUGGGGUCACGGCCGAGGAGUGUGAGAAAAAGAACUGCUGUUUUAAAGCCUAUCCCCCUGGGUACCCCUGGUGCUUCCAUCCUCUGAUCCCAGACAAUACUACAGACCGUACUGACGAAGAGGAGUGCGCCUUCUAGACGCUCUUCCCGCCGCCCGCUUGCACCAUGACUCUGCGCCUGGUGGCCCUGGAGCUCCGCCACCUCCUGCCAGACCCACAGCCCUGUUUUGCAGCUGUUCUAGAUGCAGACGGACCACUCUGACUCUAGUACUUAAAAUUGGCCUAAAAUUAAAAGAGA
Sciurus carolinensis (gray squirrel) is the source of this 471-nucleotide messenger RNA. It is a transcript of the gene Tff1, whose product is annotated as trefoil factor 1. Bases 55 to 312 code for a protein of 85 amino acids. NCBI's taxonomy places the organism in Eukaryota, Metazoa, Chordata, Mammalia, Rodentia, Sciuridae. The transcript is spliced from 3 exons. The record is from RefSeq and is a predicted model, not a curated record. Gene Ontology annotation, biological process: maintenance of gastrointestinal epithelium.